Phascolarctos cinereus (koala) is the source of this 7768-nucleotide messenger RNA. RefSeq names its product solute carrier family 6 member 2 (gene SLC6A2). Gene Ontology annotation, biological process: dopamine uptake involved in synaptic transmission; amino acid transport; sodium ion transmembrane transport. The record is from RefSeq and is a predicted model, not a curated record. Gene Ontology annotation, cellular component: axon; presynaptic membrane; neuronal cell body membrane. Gene Ontology annotation, molecular function: norepinephrine:sodium symporter activity; dopamine:sodium symporter activity; neurotransmitter:sodium symporter activity. Lineage: Eukaryota; Metazoa; Chordata; Mammalia; Diprotodontia; Phascolarctidae.
AUUCCGUGUCCCCAUCUCUCCGCAGCGCUGUCAGUCCCCAUUAGCUCUAACAGGCUCCAGACCGAGCCAGGACUGGGAACUUUCUAAUGCAAUCGAUGCGUUACCUGAGGGCGCAGGCUACAUUACCAGCCCGCCCUCCGCCCUUCGCGGCCAGAGCUAACCAGGCAGAGCCCGCGACUCCACCUGACUCUUGCUGACCUCGAGGGGAGCUGGAUACGGGGGGCUGGGAACACAGGAGAAGGGAGCACAAGCCGGACAAGUCAUCGUUCCAGGAAGCCACCGCCCGCCCCGGCUCCGGCUGGAACUCGAACCCUGCUCGUCCAGUUUGAUCCCGCUCGCGUCCAUGCUCCCUGCCCGGAUGAAUCCGCAGGUGCAGCCAGAGUGCGGUGGAGCUGGCCAGGGCCCUGGGCAGCCUCCGCCACCUCUGCAACCCACUCGGAAAGCUGUGGAGCUGGUGUUGGUGAAGGAGCAGAACGGGGUUCAGUGCGUCCUUGCGCCCCGAGGCGGGGACUCUCAGCCCCGGGAGACUUGGGGCAAGAAGAUCGACUUCCUCCUAUCUGUCAUCGGUUUUGCUGUAGAUCUGGCCAACGUUUGGCGCUUUCCCUACCUCUGCUACAAGAAUGGUGGCGGCGCUUUCCUGAUCCCAUAUACCCUGUUUCUCAUCAUUGCUGGGAUGCCUUUGUUCUACAUGGAAUUGGCUUUGGGCCAGUACAACCGAGAAGGGGCUGCUACUGUAUGGAAAAUCUGUCCGUUUUUCAAAGGUGUUGGCUAUGCUGUUAUCCUCAUCGCGCUAUAUGUGGGCUUCUAUUACAACGUCAUCAUUGCGUGGUCUCUCUACUACCUGUUCUCUUCAUUCACCCUUAAUCUCCCCUGGACCAACUGUGGCCACCCCUGGAACAGCCCAAACUGCACAGAUUCCAAGCUCCUCAAUGGGUCUGUUUUAGGCAAUGGAACCAAAUACUCCAAGUACAAGCAUACGCCGGCAGCUGAAUUCUAUGAGCGUGGUGUGCUCCACCUUCAUGAAAGCAAUGGAAUCCAUGACAUUGGCAUGCCCCAGUGGCAGCUCUCUCUGUGCCUGAUGGUGGUAGUCAUCAUCCUCUUUUUCAGCUUGUGGAAAGGAGUGAAGACAUCGGGAAAGGUUGUUUGGAUCACAGCCACUUUGCCCUAUUUUGUACUCUUUGUGUUGCUGAUUCAUGGAAUCACUCUGCCUGGAGCCUACAAUGGAAUCACUGCCUACUUGCACAUUGAUUUCCGAAGACUGAAGGAGGCCACGGUGUGGAUUGAUGCAGCCACCCAGAUAUUCUACUCAUUAGGAGCUGGAUUUGGAGUUUUAAUUGCAUUUGCCAGUUACAACAAGUUUGACAACAACUGUUACAGAGAUGCUCUGCUAACUAGCACUAUCAACUGUGUCACAAGUUUCAUCUCUGGAUUUGCCAUCUUCUCCAUAUUGGGCUACAUGGCUCAUGAACACAAGGUUAAGAUCGAAGAUGUGGCAACAGAAGGUGCUGGUUUGGUUUUCAUCCUUUAUCCAGAAGCCAUCUCUACCUUGUCAGGAUCCACCUUCUGGGCCAUAGUAUUCUUCGUCAUGCUGUUGGCGUUGGGUAUUGAUAGCUCGAUGGGAGGAAUGGAGGCUGUCAUCACUGGCCUUGCAGAUGACUUCCAGAUCCUGAAGCGGCACAGAAAGCUUUUCACAUUUGCUGUCACCUUUGGCACCUUCCUGCUGGCUCUGUUUUGUAUCACUAAGGGGGGAAUAUAUGUGUUGACACUGCUGGAUACAUUUGCUGCAGGGACCUCAAUCUUGUUUGCUGUUUUAAUGGAAGCCAUUGGUGUUUCAUGGUUCUAUGGUGUGGACAGAUUCAGCAAUGAUAUUCAACAGAUGAUGGGGUUCAAACCAGGACUCUACUGGAGGCUCUGCUGGAAAUUUGUGAGCCCAGCCUUCCUAUUGUUUGUGGUGGUUGUCAGCAUCAUCAACUUCAAGCCCCUCAACUAUGAUGACUAUGUCUUCCCUUUGUGGGCCAACUGUGUGGGCUGGGGCAUUGCCCUUUCCUCCAUGGUACUAGUGCCUGCCUACAUUAUCUACAAAUUCCUGAGCUUGAAGGGCUCCUUAAGAGAGAGACUGGCUUACUGCAUAACUCCAGAAAAUGAGCACCACCUUGUGGCACAAAGGAACAUCAGGCAGUUUAAGCUCCAGCACUGGCUAGCGAUCUGACUGCACUCACCUGAGGAGGAACCCUGUCUUUUGUGAUGCGUUCAAAGGAGAUUAGUGACAAUGUCAAGGUUGAAGCCCUCUGGAUUGUACUUCACCCAUCACUCUUGAGUUGACCCAUGGAUUGUCUUAAGGGAAGAGAAUUUAUCUAAAAAUUUCUUUUCCUUCACUCAGUUACAAAUGAAUUCAAUGAAUCUGGUCUUUGUUUUCCUUUGAACCAUUAGUUUUAUGGACUAGUUCCUGAAGUAGAUUUGCUAAGGCUUAGGGGAGAUAUGGGAUGUGAAGGGAACUGGAGAGACUUGUGUACCUUCACUCAAAGCCUCUGUUACCUAGGAAAUAGUCAAGAUAAGAUAAUUGUCUAUGGCUACUGCUGGUAAACUCUUAUUUAGUCAUUUGGUUGCCAUAUUCUCUUUGAGAUCAGGCUGCAGGGACAAGUCACUGGAGAAAGAUGUUUAGAAGCUUGCUGCUAUUCCUAAUGUCUUACUGGACUAAUUCUGUAUCCUUCUGAAUUAUAUGGUAUGAACUGAUACUUUGUUAUUAUUCUCAGUGCUGCCCUUGGCUAAUACUUUUGUUUUCCAGAGAAGGAGAAUGGGAGAGCUGGGUCAUUUCUGUUCCAUUUAAGUUGUAAUGAGAUGGAUGGGUUUGGAAUUAUAAUUUAGGGAGCCACAGAUGAUGCUAUAAGUUAUUCUCUGAUGUAUUUUUUUUAGUAGUGGAAGGUGCUUAUCUGAAACUAAUUAUUAGGAGAGUUUUAUUUAUCAUGUGAGAUAGGUUCACUUGCCUUGUUCAGUUGGCAUCAAUACUUCAGUGGAUCCAUGAUUCAUUGCUGUGGGUGCUCCCUCCUCUGGUGCAGAUUGUAACCCCUCCACACAUUUUCCUAUCUUGGGGAAUUCUUGUGCAUAUAUUUCCAUCAAUUCUGCAUAGGGGAUGCUGGAGGUAUUCCUCCGGGUUGUUAUUUAAUGAAUACUGGUGCAGCACUCGGAGACUUCCAGCAGCUUAAACGUUUCAGAGGCAUAUCUUCUUCACCGUGUUUUCUGGUAUUUCUUCCAAAAAGAAAAAAAAAUCUUAGUCCAUAGCUAUAUAUGUAUGAAACCUGUAAUUCUUUAAGAUGGUGGUUUUAUUCUGAUCCAAAGAAACCAGAUCCCCAGCUUUGCUGUGGAAUGCAAUGAGGCCUCCCUUUCUGCCCUUUCUCAUCAAAUAACUAUAGUCAGCUCUUGAAUUCUGUGUUCAUUGAAAGGAACAGUGGCCUGGAUAAUCCAAAAAUGAUUCCAUUUGUCCUUGGGAUAACCAGUAAGCUUGUUGUUUGUUUUGUUUUGUUUUGUUUUUCAUUAACAACUCUACCUUCACAAUUUGUUGGCAUUCAGGCUUCUUUUUAAUGGAAUUUUUGGUUACUUGAGUCCACCCCUAUGAGUGGUGGGAGGGUGAAGUAGGAGCCUUCUAAGGGGCAAGGAUUAGCUACUCUGGAUUAAAGAUACAGCAUGGGGAGCUCACAAGUAGAGCUACCACAAGUAAGUGGGUAACUGAGAAAUGGCUGCAUCUAGUUAACAAUCAUAGAGAUGUAUGGUGCUGUUCUUAUUCUGUUCAGCUGAGAUGUAGGAAAACUCAUUCAUAGUCUUUGGGAUUGACCUAGUUGACUUUGACUUUUAGGGGAAUGAGAAAGAGAGCUUAGGACUUAGCUUCUUUGCCUAGUGCCAAAAUACAGCUUUACCAUUUGAUUAUAUUUAUUUGUUUUUAAGUCUAUAAAGGAUUCAGAUGUAAUCCACUCUGUGUUAUAAUAUGGGUUUCCAUCUUUGGGAUUCCCAUCUCAAAGGUCUCCCCUUAACAUUGUAUUAGUGAAGAUAGAUGUGCUGGCCAUUUCCCAGAAGUUAAGAGGGAAAGCGUGCAUGUAGUGGGAAAUUACAUUAAAUAAAAAGAUUUUUCAUUUCUGUAGGACUCUGAAAAUCAGAAAUCUCUUUCCUCAUAACAAUUCUAUUAGGUCAGCAGUGUCAGUAUCUUUAUCCCAAUUUUGCAGAUGAGGAAAGUAAGGCUCAGACAGUAAAGCAUAAUGAUUUGCCUGUGAUCAUAUAGCUACUAAGAGUCAGAAUUGGAAUUCAAAUUCACAUCUGCCAGCUCCCAAGUCAGCAUGCUUUACAUCUUAAAACACUGCCUCUCAAAAAAAAUGAGUCGGUAGGGAAUUAGCCAACUGACCUAAAAGAUGUAUCAAUUUAGGUCAGGUUCAGGCUGCAGAGUACUUUAAUUGGAUAUUCCAGUUCAAUAGUUUUAGGUAAUGUCAGUUUGAACUGGUUCACAUUUACUCUUAAAAAAUUAGGGAAACAAUAUUACGACUUGAAUUUGGUUUGCAGUUUGGCCAAAUUAAUGCUGGCUGUUUGUUUCUGGUUCACAGUUCAGCUCAGUUGCAUACUUACUGAGAAUAAGGACUCAGGUUCUCAUCAUCAUGCAAUGUUGCUGUUAUGCAGCCUUGGAAAGUCACUCCUUUCCCCACAUCUGUAGGCUAUCUAUCCUUUGAAAACUUCAGGCAGAAGUCAUGACCUAAGUGGUUUACAUUCCUGGAUCUUCUUUCCUUGAUGUCCUACCCCAAGUCUAGGUCUCUUUUCUCACAAAUCUCCCCCAAAUUUUAGAUUGAUAGCUGUACAUAUAUUUGCAGUCUCCUCACUCCACACACAUACACUAAGGAUUAUGCAGUAUCUAAUGGGGAAACAAGAGAAAAAAUGGGGAAAUAGCCUUUUGGAAAAUCCAAAGGCCUGAAAUGUGGCCUUCAGUUUUCUGCCACCAGAAGUCCUACAGAUUAGUAACAUCAUAUUCCUGCUCUAUUGGGGACUUCCCACUACAAAACAAAAGGAAAAAAAAAAAAGAAUCACAACAGAACCUUGAAAUGUUUUCCUGAACAUUUGAAUUACUAUAAGUGGGAGCCCAGGCAACUCUGUUCCCAAAUGAUAAUGAUGACAAUAGAUAUGGUAGUCAGCACAGGAAGUGAAUAACUUUCUGGAUUAUGAAUUUUUUUUUCAUUUUUGUUUUUAUGCUAAAAUAUAUUAAAGGAAACAAAAUAUAUAGCUUUUGUUUGAACAUUCAGAAAUUUAAUUCCCCAGCCUGGGUCACGGUCAUACUGAUCUGGUGGAGAGGUGUUCCAUAUUCCCUUGGUUGCUUCCAGUCAGCUUAAAAGGUGGAGAAUUGGUUCAUUCACUAAAGACAUAGGCACGCAUCAUGAAUGCCAUGGUUAGCUGGCAGGGACAACCUACACCUAUGAACAUAAGAAUUGCUUUCCUAGGUAAACACUGAGGCCAAUCAAUCCUAGGAUUCUUUCUUGACAGGGGCAUCAACAAAGGGUUUUAGGGGAAAUCAGAUACCAUUCUCUAGAGAUUCAAAGUAUGUCUCCCAAGGAAUUCAUUAUGGACCUAUCAUUUGUAGUGCCUCAAUUAAUACCACUAAAUCACAGUGCCUCCUCAUGAAAGUAACUUGAGUUUCAGGGGUAGAGUUUUUCAGUUACAAAAUAAAGUUCAUAGGAUAUUCCUAGAAGACAGGAGUUGAAGCAGAGAAGGAUUAUUUAUUUCUUCAGUUCCUUAAGGUAGAUGUCAAGAAUGGCUCAAAGACUGAACCCUUAGAGUUUAGCCAUGGUUUGGAAAUCUAUAUCCAUAGUUAAAGGUAAGGGCAAGCAGUGUCAACGGGAGUAUGUGACACCAUUAUGGUAGCUGAGUAGUAAGACUUUGUAAUUAAGAUUUAUGCUGAAAGUGGUAUGAAAAGUCAAAAUCACAGUAACUCUUAGAAUACCACUUACUCUUCCUUCCCUCAGCUGGUUAUUAGUAUGGGAAGCUAGAGAUCUUCAGUGUUAUGAUUCAAGAGCUGUUGCAUUCAAAUGGCCAAGAUGUCUUACCUGUGAGAAAAAAAAAAGGCAAAACAAAGUAGUGAAACGGAAGAGGAGUGAGGGCAUCAUUUAUUUUUGUCUAGUUGCUUGCCAAAGGGGAUUUAUUCAGCUGCUUUGCUUUGAUUACAGUAAUCACUCUUCGGAGAGUGGGACAUGAAAAGGAAAGGACAUUUGGAGGAAUGGAUGAGAACAAAACCUCAAUGGAUGUAUAAUAUCUGAUAGAAGAAGGGGGGGCAGAUUAGUUAAAAGAAAGCCUUUUAUUUUUCUGUAGCCAUCUGUAAUUCUUCAGUCUCUAGAUGGUUUAAACAAAGAAAAGAAGUAGUCCUAGCUUAGAAGUUCUAUCAUGCCAAGUCAUCUCUAGAAAAUGAACUCUCCAAGGCUAGAUCACUUACCUGGGAGGUGACUUGUAUCUCCAGUAUAGAUAGAUGAGUAAUCUCUCUUUGACCAGUGGAAAUCAUUCCACACUGGUGGAUUUGUGGUCACUGAUGAGGGUAUACAGUAACUGGGUUUGCAGUAAUCUUUCAGGGUUUGCCUUACACUCAGAAGCUUUGUAGAGAGGAGUUUCUUUGUUUACAUAAGUAAUAUUCUACUUAGUUUUUACUGCCUUUUUAUAAUAAAGGUUCCCUGUAAUAUGGGUACCUCUGCCUAUUGUAUAUUGCACUUUUGAUAUUUUUGCAGGCCCUUCUCCAUUGCCUCCAUUUUUUUUUGUUGUUGUUGUAAAGGGACAAAUGCUUUUAAAAUCAGAAAAUUAGCUAUUAGACAAUCAUUUGGUCUCACAGAGGCCAUCUCUACACCAUGAACCUAUUGUAAAAUCUGUAAGCCUUCCAAUUAAAAAACAUGUGAUCAAGAAGAAUGGAGUAUUGCCAACUAAAGCCAGAUACACCAUAUUCUAUAGUCCCAUUGAUGCCUUAACCUCUCAAAGAGACCUCCUGGGCUCGCUCUGUGUUUUCUCUUCUCAAGAAAUCAGUGUACGUAUCUAGCUUGAGUAAUCAGGAACUGAAGAAAUCUACCAAAGAGGUUAUUUCAUAGGAAAGAAGUCACUCCCAGGUCAAUUCUCUUAGAUAACUUUUAGAAGGAGUGGCAUACUUCAUGCUAAAUUCAAGAUAAAGGUGCCCCAUUUGUCACUCCAAUUGUCUCCAAAGUGAUUAUAAAUAUAUUGAGCAAAGAGAUUUGAUUUCUCCAAGCUGUACCCAAGACUUAAAUCCACCAUUCUAGCAUUUUCCUUUUGCAGUUGUUUAAUGAGAGAGAGACAGAGAGAGAGAGAGAGAGAGAGAGAGAGAGAGAGAGAGAGAGAAGAGAGGGAGAGAAAGAAAGAAAGAGAAAGAAGAAAAAGAAUUCAAUUAACCCCAUGUUCCAAUUUUUUUUUUUGUUAAGGAAUCUGAGAGUAAAAUAUCUACAUAUGAAUGCAAAUAAUGGGCUUGACUGACCCUGUUCUUACAAAACUUUGGUGUGUGUGGUGUAUGCUGUUGUUGUAUAUGCUUAAGAUGUUGAAAGCUCUGGUGAAUGCAGCCUCUUCUGAGAUGUCUGCCUCCUUUCCUCAAUCUAUGUGCUUUAAUGUAAAUAAAGACUGUUUCAAGUGAUUUCUUCUCUAUGUCAUGGGUUGUUCUAAUAUGAUAUGAAUUACCAUGUCUGCCCAAGAUUUACUUUAAAACCUGGUUUCCAUGAAGGAAAUGAAGAUAGAACAAUAAAGGAUAUCUUCUAUGCCA